UGCGCGGCGGUCGGCCGACGUGUGUUCGUGUCGACGGCCGCGCGCCAUUCCGCCGCCAACCGUCGACAAAUCGCUUCGCGCACAGGAAACCACCAGCUGUUCCGUCGGGACGUAAAAGACACGUUUGACGACCACGACCACGACGACCACGGCGACCACGACGACGAUGUGCGCCGGCUGCAAAGGCGCAGCGGCACUGCUGCUGGUGGCCGCGUUCGCGGUGGCCGCCGCGGACAACAACGCGCGGUGGCCGCGGAGCAGACCGACGCGGGUGUACCGGCCGAACCUGGACCAGGCGCAGUUCAUCGAGCACGUCAUGUUGUACGAGGAACAGUGGACGGACGUGCUGCAGGAAUUGAUCAAGGAGCAGGACGUGCCGCCGAACGUGAAACGCUUGAUCGGCUGGCCGCCGGCCGCCGAGUCGCACGGGAACAAGGAGGACGGCGACGGGAAAUUUCACGACGCCCGCGAGAUCGUGGCCAAGAUGACCACCGAAUGCGGCGACGUCCGGUCGUGCGUCGAGUACGCGGCCAAGGCCGUGCGGCGGGCGCUGUCGUGUUACACGUUCCGGCACGUCCUGUUCCAGGUAAACAGCAUCGCGCUGAUGAUGGUCAAGAACGCCGAACCGAUCGUCGUGCUGACCGCGGCCAACGCGCUCAAGAAGAACGCGGCCGCGUACAUGGACGUGCUGGCCGCCUCGCCCGACGACAACCUGAUCGGCCUGUUGCAAAUCUACUGGGGGGCGGUCGACUUCACGCAGUACGACAACGUGCAGUACUUGAAGGAACGGCCGUACCCGGAACCGUUGGUGAAGGGCGUGAAUUCUUUGUCCGACAAGAUCAGCGAUUACCUUGUCGACGAGUGCGAAUUGCCGGUGUCCCAAGAAGAUUUCUUCCGGCGGGUGGGCAUCCGGAAGAAGACGCCGCUGUUCAAGGAUCCGGAUCUGGACGUGAUCGUGAAGACCGAGAGCCUGAUGGACGUGACCAGCGAACACGUAAAGCGCUUUGGCGAGUACGCCAAGGAGCUGGGAAUCGUCACCUUGCCCGCCCGUCAGUGGUCUGCGUUGUUCUUCGAUAAUGGCAUGUUCCCGACCAAAAGCGACCUGAGAAGGGCCAGCACGAUUGUGAGGGACGAGCUGAAGAUGAAUGAUACCCAUAAAAAGUGGCUGUAAAAGCCGCAACGUCAACCGCAGAGUCUCUGAGAACGCGGACCGAUUACGUCAUGAAGUGUUCACUUAUAAUUGAUAAAAAAUAAGUUUGACUCGUGUAGUAUAAUUUAUUAUUGUUAUUAAUGUAUUUAGAUGUUUUAA
Messenger RNA from Melanaphis sacchari, 1309 nucleotides. RefSeq lists its product as uncharacterized. The record is from RefSeq and is a predicted model, not a curated record. The transcript has a single exon. NCBI's taxonomy places the organism in Eukaryota, Metazoa, Arthropoda, Insecta, Hemiptera, Aphididae. Bases 167 to 1171 code for a protein of 334 amino acids.